Messenger RNA from Trichomycterus rosablanca, 1637 nucleotides. RefSeq lists its product as uncharacterized. The coding region runs from base 171 to 1283 and encodes 370 amino acids. The record is from RefSeq and is a predicted model, not a curated record. The transcript is spliced from 7 exons. Lineage: Eukaryota; Metazoa; Chordata; Actinopteri; Siluriformes; Trichomycteridae. Gene Ontology annotation, biological process: heterotypic cell-cell adhesion; negative regulation of neuroinflammatory response. Gene Ontology annotation, molecular function: cell-cell adhesion mediator activity. Gene Ontology annotation, cellular component: neuronal cell body; cell surface; axon.
AUUGGCACGGAGCUGGAGCACAGCACACUAACACAGUGAGUUCUGUUGAGAUGAACCAGUUAGAUCUGUAGAUUCCUCAGCUCUGGGAAUACUGGGAAUGACGGACAGACACACUGGUCAGAUUCAUGAUGGAUUAAGGAUCUGUAACAUUUAAUAGAAGCCAGGUCAAGAUGUUUGAUGCCGCUCUCCCGAAAUGCUUACAGCUCUGUGUGUGUCUGGCGAUCGUGUCCAAAAUAAACGGCAGGGUCGUGUUUGUGAAAAGCGUGGAGGCGUUGGUGGAUCUGCCCUUCAACCUGAGCUGCACCUUGGUGAAAUCCAGAGGAGAAUCUGUGAAACAGGUUCGCUGGCUGGACAUGCAGAACCAGACGCUCAUCUCAUACACGCCGGGUGAGCCGGAGACUGUGAGCGGGCAGCAUCACGUGGAGCAGGUCAGUGGCCGACCGGAGGCGAGCAACAUCCUCAUCAAGCGUGUUAGCCCUCGAGAUGAAGGCUGCUACACCUGUAUCUUUGACGUGAACCCCACUGGAUCCAAGGAAGGACGGACGUGCCUCACGGUCACUGCCAGAGUGACCCAUGAAGGUAAUAAAACAGUGGUCAGCGGUAAGCAGGGGUCCCUGGCGUGUCACUACGGCCUGCCCGACAAGGUUCAGCAGGUGCUGUGGAAGAAAGUGGUCCAACGUGCCGUAUUUCAGGAGGUGGCAUCGUACGCCAAGCGCAGUGACCCCAUGAUCGAGGAGGAGUUCUCCGACAGAGCGAGUCUCACCCGUUCCCUGUCAGACUCAAAGCUUAGCUUCUGGCCCGUGAGGACAGAGGACGAGGGUUGCUACACCUGCCAGUAUCACAUGUACCCGGAGGGCACCAACAGCGCCACCGCGUGCCUCACUGUGUACGUCCUCCCGAAACCUCAAGUAAGCUACAAAACCACGUCCCCGGGUGUGAUCGAGGCGAACUGCACCGCGGUGUCUCGUCCCAAGGCGGAGAUCGUGUGGAACGUGGAGGGAAAUAAUAGGACGUUUGGGCCACCAGCGACCACGGAGGUACCGCAGAGCGACGGGACGACCAUGGUCAUCAGCACUCUCACCGUACAGUCCAGCUUGCUAAAGGACGUGUCCAUCAAAUGUCUCGUCCACCACAAAGGUCUGGAGUCGGCUAUUGCCGUGUCCAUGAACACCAAGAUUGGAACAGCUCUGGCCAUCUUGAUCUCAGUGACUGCAGUAGCACUUCUGCUGAUCAUCUGCAUGUGUGUUUGCCUGUGGAAGUGUGUUCUGCGUAAUGAGAAGUGACACACCUCACAGUGAUGAGUUCGGAUAUGGACAAGCAAUCCUGUACCCAUAAUUCCUUCGGCUCACCAACCACCGGUUUACAUGUAACCUGGUAGAUUAUAUAGGAGUGACUCCGACCAAACACGGUCCAGAGAUUUUGACCGAGGGGAACACUAUCAGCAUGAAUCUUUACCAACACCUAUUUUUACACUUUCAUCGUCUGCUUUUUUUUUAUGGGUGUCUUUUGUCUUACAGCUUCUGUUUCCAAUUGCAUAGACUACCCAAAAUCCUAUAAGGUGUCAACAUGAGGUGCAGAAUUAAUGUACAUAUGACCUACACAGUUCAGUUAACAGAGUAUAAUAUAAUACAAUACAA